Molecule: messenger RNA, 4067 nt
Organism: Epinephelus moara (kelp grouper)
Lineage: Eukaryota; Metazoa; Chordata; Actinopteri; Perciformes; Serranidae
Gene: nr4a3
Product: nuclear receptor subfamily 4, group A, member 3
Exons: 9
Coding region: 582-2414 (610 amino acids)
Biological process (GO): cellular response to corticotropin-releasing hormone stimulus; regulation of transcription by RNA polymerase II
Cellular component (GO): transcription regulator complex; nucleus
Molecular function (GO): nuclear glucocorticoid receptor binding; nuclear receptor activity; RNA polymerase II cis-regulatory region sequence-specific DNA binding
Source: RefSeq, a predicted model, not a curated record
AAAUGCACUAUUUGACUUUCUCCCCUCAGACGGCGCACAUAAACAAACCCGCGUUACAACUCCACACUUUGCAAAGCACCCAUCAGCACUGACACACUCAGCGGGAGCGGACGCAGACAACACACACUCCUCACACCCGGGAGUUUUUAAUUUUUUAAUGUUCUCUUUAAUUUUCUCUACUUUGUGUACUUUUGAGAAAAAGUACGAAGGAGAAGAAGAAGAAACUUUUUGUCGCCGAUGCAUCCUGAUCCUCCGCUAAAAUACUUUUUUUGAAAUAUAUUUUUUUUUCUCGCCUUCACUUCCACUUUUGGUGAUUAUUCUGGAUGGGAAUAGGAUACUUCAUACGAGGUUAUUACCACAUGUAAAGACGGAACCGCUACAGCAAACCAGCACAGGUUCGGAAGAGCGCGCCCAGCCGAGCUCGGAGCCCCGGCGAUCGGACACUUCUUCCUUUGCGACGCCCGCCGAGUCCUCCCCGCUCCAGGAGCCCUGUCCCGGCCGCAGCGACGCCACCCCUCCAUCCCGGACACUCAGCACCAUUCAGCGCGAAGCUCUUUCACCAGAUCUAUGGCAUUCUGACAAUGAACACGCGCGCUCAGUUAUUGGAACAGCUGCAGUUUGUCCAGUUGAAAUGCACACCUCGAGACAUGCCCUGUGUGCAGGCUCAGUACGGGCCCGCCCCUCCAGGCUCAACCUACUCUGGCCAGUCCUUUAGUUACCAGGGCGACAGCUACAGCUCUGACCUCAUGACCCCCGACUACACCAAGCUGGACCUGGGUGGUGGCGAGAUCUCCGCCGCCGCCACCACCUCCCUCCCGAGCUUCAACGUCUUCGUGGAGGGGAGCUACGAGCCCAAGUCCUCCUGCCUCUACCAGAUGCCCACACACAGGCCCAUCAAGAAGGAGGAGGAGAGCUACCCGACUGCUCCGCCACUGGAGGCCAUGUCCUCCUCCACCAUGUACUUUAAACAGUCUCCCCCUUCCACCCCGACCACCCCGUCCCUGCCGCCCCAGCCUGGCACCUCCUUCCUGUGGGAGGAGCACCCCCUGGCCCCUCCAUCGCACGCCCACUCUCUGGGCUCCGGCCUUGACACGGGCCCCCUCAAGUCGCCCCGCUUUCCGCACUUCUACCAGCACUCGCCGCCCCACAGUGGCGGCAGCGUCGGCGGUUACGAGAGUCUGGGCGGAGGACUGGUGCGCACCUCCUCCUCUUCCUCCUCCUCCUCAUCCUCGGUCUCCCAUCCUCACGGUCCACCUCUGGAGCAGCCCAUGUACCAGCUGCACCGCGGGGCUGGGGGCAGCAGCCUUGCCUUCCGCUCCCUGGCUCUUGGGCCCUGUGGCCCCCUACUAGGAGACAGCCUGCCAUCGCCUCCACCACGUGGCCCCCAAGGAGAGGGCACCUGUGCGGUGUGUGGGGACAACGCGGCCUGCCAGCAUUACGGCGUACGCACCUGUGAGGGCUGCAAGGGCUUCUUCAAGCGCACCGUGCAGAAAAACGCCAAGUAUGUGUGUCUGGCCAGUAAGAACUGUCCUGUGGACAAGAGGAGACGCAACCGCUGCCAGUACUGCCGCUUUCAGAAGUGUCUGAGUGUUGGCAUGGUGAAGGAAGUGGUACGCACUGACAGCUUGAAGGGGCGCCGAGGCCGUCUGCCUUCCAAACCAAAGAGCCCCCUGCAGACGGAAGCAUCUCCUCCCUCUCCACCCCUCAGCUUGCUCUCCGCUCUGCUCAGGGCUUAUUCCCACUGCACGCCCCGUGACCUCAACUACAGUCAGUUCAGCGCUGCUGAAACUCCCUCCUCCUCGUCAGACGCAGAGCACAUCCAGCUCUUCUACAGGCUGCUCACCAUCUCGAUGGAGACCACACGGUGCUGGGCUGACCGGCUGCCCGGCUUCUCCGAGCUUCAGCGUGAAGAUCAGAACCUGCUCAUAGACUCUGCCUUCCUGGAGCUGUUUGUCCUGCGAUUGGCUCACAGGUCGAUGCUGUCAGAGGAUAAACUAGUGUUCUGCAACGGCUUGGUGCUGCACAGGUUCCAGUGCCUUCGUGGGUUCGGAGAGUGGCUGGACUCCAUCCGGGACUUCUCCACCCACCUCCAGAGCCUAAACCUGGACGCCUCUGCCUUCGCCUGCCUGGCCGCCCUCGUGCUGCUCACAGAGCAAGUCCCAGGUCUGAAGGACUCAAAGCGGGUGGAGGAGCUGCAGAAUAAAGUGAUUUGUUGUCUCAGAGACCACCUGGGUUGCGGCCCUUCUUCCUCCUCGUCCAAGGCGGCGCCCCCCCUGAGUCGCAUUCUGGGUUUAAGGGCAGAGCUCCGUUCCCAGAGGACCCAGGGCCUUCAACGGAUCUUCUACCUGAAGCUGGAGGACCUGGUACCGCCCCCUCCGUUGAUUGACAGGUUCCUGGACACUCUGCCCUACUGACAGCCCGGGGCUGACCACACAGAGAGAAACAAAAACCCACGUCACGUCCUGUUCAGGCCUUUCCCCCCAGGAGCACGCACACAUCCAGAGAUGGACUCACUCCCCUCUGACUGAUGCAGAGCAGAGAGAGCCAACGCUUUUUCACACAACAGGACGACCAAUCAAGAACGCCUUUCACUCAAACGGACAACCAACUUUUCACCAGUGUAAAAGACAAUUACUCAAACGCUUUACCACUUUUUAUUCGAUCCUCCUGUUUUUCUCACGUGGGGGAGGAUGACGAGGCUGAGAUGGACGACGGACAAAUGACUUUUUACUGUCCUCUCUCCGCCUGGGUGGGAGGCAGCUCAUCCAGCAAAGAAAGAGAGAAGGUUUAUGAGUACUGUUUAUCUGUGUUUCGGCCUGACUCGUCCAGGAUGAGGACUUCUUUUAGAGAGACGGGGUGGUGUCGCUGUGUUUGAAUGUUUUCAGAGCUGAAGAUGCCCCAGUGAAACACAACACGCUGUAGUUCCUCCUGUUGAGAGAAGGAAGGGGGCGUUUUCAUACUGAUAUGUACUGAAAUGUCAGAGGUCAGACAGCGUGAGUUUAGUAAACACGCAGACACAUCACAAAGCAGGACACAGGUAUUUCAUAAACACAUGGAAGAGGCUGUUGAUUUGGGCUCUUGAUUCCAAGUGCAAUUUCUUAAGUGCUAUCUCACCAGAAAAGCAGGCGGCGGAGAAGGAACGGUUUAAUUUCAAACUCUAAAUUAUUUUAAUGCAAAGACUUGUCCUGUACUGUCAGUAGCUAAAAGAAAGAGAGACAGUCUCCGCCUGGCUUUAGACAGCAGAGGAGAUACUGUGCACUAACGAUUGAUGACUGAGUCACCCAGACUUGAACUUGCUCUAGUAUGUUUUUUUUUUUAUUAACUCAUUUUGAAAUCAUAGGUCGAGUAGGAGUACGGAGGAAUGAACAUGGACAGAAAUUGGCUUUUGAAGCACUUAUACCCUGAAAAAGGGCUAGAAGCACAGACACACACCCUACCUGCUCCCUCAGGAGGACGGCGUGGACUCGGGGGAGAGGAGGGUGCUCGACAGAUAGCUGUACGUCCAGGGGUGAAACAUUCCGCAGUCAUGCUCUUUUUCUAUUUGUUUCUAUUGUGGAGGCCGUGUGAGAGCGUGGAGGACAUGGUUGCAUACCGUCUUUGUGUGUACGCUUAGAGAAGCCAGGAUCAUAUGCAUGGUGUGUUAUAAGCCGUCAAGAGCUGCCAUAGCCUGUCAAAAACAGCUCGACCUGUGUUUGUGUCUCAGACUGCGGCUCUGCGGGGAUCUCCCCGGGCCUCCACCACCCACUCACACUCACGGCAGCAGUUUGAAAUAUGAAAAAAAAAAAAAAAAUCAAAUUAUAUAGAUAUAAAUAUAAAUAUAUAUAAAUAUAUAUAUAUAUAUAUAAAACUAAUAUUUUGAAGUGUUUUUAGCUUUUUCAAAUAUUGUGGUACGAGUUGUGCAUUGUUUUUUGAAGAAGAGAAACAAAAAAGAAAAAAAGUUGCUGUUUUUUCAAUGUCCCUCUUUGGUUUGAGUUUCCUGUUCGAUAUUUUUUUUUUUCUUUCUCUUUGGUUCACUGGAUUUUCUGUUCAGCACUUUGAAAUCAUAAACUAGUUCUGAUUAUUCUGCC